Messenger RNA from Labrus mixtus (cuckoo wrasse), 2588 nucleotides. RefSeq names its product NACHT, LRR and PYD domains-containing protein 1 homolog. The record is from RefSeq and is a predicted model, not a curated record. Bases 1 to 1671 code for a protein of 556 amino acids. Gene Ontology annotation, biological process: inflammatory response; innate immune response; regulation of apoptotic process. The transcript has 12 exons. Lineage: Eukaryota; Metazoa; Chordata; Actinopteri; Labriformes; Labridae.
AUGAAGAAGGCAGGCAGAGAUGGUAUAGUGAUGCUGAUGGUGGAGAUCUAUGGCCAACAGUCUGUUGAGCUGACCAAAGACGUUUUACAGAGAAUGAACAAGACUGAUCUGGUCGGAAAGUUGUCAGAAAGCAGCUCAGGAUUCAACACUGAGAAGAAACUUCAGCAAAAAGAUCCACAACAUGAAUCAACCAUGACACCGGUCCAUUCACAGCUUUUAGAAACACUGGAAGAAUUAGGUUCAGGGGACCUGGAGAAAUUCAAACAUGCCUUGCUCUACACUAAAAUGAAAGAAGGGCUUCCAAAAAUCCCAAGAGACCAAGUGGAGACCGCAGACAAAGAUGAGAUAGUGAAGCUGAUGGUGGAGAUCUAUGGCCAACGCUGUGUGGAGGUGACUAAAGAUAUUUUAGAGAGGAUGAACAGGACUGAUCUGGUCGGAAAGUUGUCAGAAAGCAGCUCAGUAUCUAAAGGGCCUUUUGGUUGUGUGGAGCCUGACGACUGUGGACAAAAAAUGCCGGACUCUGGUCACUGGACCAAACUUGAUCCUGAAGUGAACAGUACUGAUGGAGAUGAGUCUCCUACAUACAGCCUACAGAGUGAAGCAGGAAACUGUUUUGAAUGCAAUGUCUCCGGCAUUCGCUGGAUCUGUAAGGAUAAGGUCAGCUUUCAGUACAAGUUUUGCUCUUGGGAGGAACACAUUGAGAGGAUGGAAAGCUUGAAAUACUUGCCUGCAGGUCCUCUAAUGAACAUCAAAGUCAUUGCUGGAAAGUUUGAUGAAGUGUACCUGCCACACUGGAUCUGCAUAGACGGCAACACUGACAUAUUAGGAGAGUUUGCCGUCCUCCACAUCGAUGACUGUGGUGAUGUUGUGGAACAAGUUUCUGAGGUCACGCCUUGCCAUGUCAAGUUAGCUGAACCAGUGUUCUCGCCAAAGGGGGUUCUGAUCAGAGUUGGUGCGCGUGUGAAAACACGCUGCAGCGUGUUGAUAUUUAAGAACAACAAAGCAUUCCUCAAGCUCAAUGUUUAUCUGAUCCCAUGUGAUCCUGGUCUUCGAGAGGAAAUUCUCAAGAUUGAAUCAACCAAUGGAAACAAAGAAAUUCGAAAACCACCUGAAUAUAAGCCCUUGAGAAUGAAGGAUCGUUUUAUCCUAUCAACCGAUAUGGAUGGUGCAGUAGUUUGUCCCAAAGAAGUCAAGCUCAAAUAUGAAUUCACCGAUCCACAGUACUUUCAAGUAUGUAUAAGAAAUCCAGACGCAGACUUCCUCCUCGAGCUUACAAAAAAAAAUGAGAGUAUACCAGUGUGGACCCGCACAAUUGAUGAAGAUGAUUACCAAAGCAAUUCCCGUGCACCAGAUGAUUACCAAGGCACUUCCCAUGCACCAGAGGUGCACUUUGUGGAUAAACACCAGUGUGACCUGAAAGCAAAUGUGAACAAUAUUGGAACAAUAUUGGAUAAGCUACUGGAAAAAGGUGUAAUCCGUGAAGAAGUUUAUGAUCAAAUAAGAGAUACCCCAACCACUCAGGAGCAGAUGAGGAAGCUCUUUCGUGGUCCCCUAAAAGCUGGAGGAAAAGAAGCAAAAGAUGUCUUCUACAAAAUCCUUGAGGAGGAGGAGUCAUAUCUUGUGGAUGGUCUCAAGAGGAAGGAGUCUGGAGCAGGAGCAAUUUGGAAUUAAGUGUCUUGCCCAAGUACUCAUCGGACAUGUUGCUCAGGAGCUGCGGAUCGAACAGGUUGAGAGAAGACCGUCUCUACCACUGAACCACAUUAGGGAAAAGAACAAUGUUAAAAGGUUUUUUUUUGCCAGUGACCAAAAGACUGCAUAUCACGUUUCAACACAAGGCUUUCAGAUUUAAUUAAGGACAUACAAUGAAAGAUGGCUGAGUUAUCUUUCAGAAAACUGAAGCUAUAAUCAGCUGUCUCUCCGCAAACACAGCAAGACUCCUUCACACUAAAAAAAAAGUAUAUUCAAAAGUAGUGUUGUAGUCAUGACCGCUCUAACCGAGACCAAGACAUACCCGAGACGAGAAUAACAAGACAUUCAAGGAUCGAGACUGAGUCCAUAACCAAGACCAAGGCAGGUCGAGACCGAGACAAGAACUCGACCAUAAAUAUCAAUGAAAAAUCGUUAUCUUGUGUGCAGGGGGGCGUGCCACUAAUUUAGACCGUAACACCGGGAAGGUCUGGAGUCCGCCUAGUCUGAUACCGAGACAAGACCGAGCCAAAAUGCUUGCGAUUCCUACACGAGAUCAAGACCUCUACCGUUCAAGUAAUACAACACUGUUCAAAUGUAUAUCCACAUUUUAACCUUCCACGAUUCUGCAUAUAGAACCUUGUUUUUAACAUUUUUGGAACAAAUCAUUAUUUUUUUAAUUAAGUCUAUUUUCUUGCAUUUCUCGUGUGCCAACAUGAAAGUUAGAAUCUGUAGAGGAGAAGAUGGUACUCUUCUGCAAAAUGCUGUAGAAAAAUGUUUCUGUGAUACCUAUUGUAGGACCGAACGUCCAGUCAACCUGUACAAACAAAGCUUUUAAUACACAAAGAGAUGUGGCAUAUCGUUGGAAUAGUUUGACGCCUUGGGCAUUUACCAAAUAAUAA